Molecule: messenger RNA, 2052 nt
Organism: Penicillium lagena
Lineage: Eukaryota; Fungi; Ascomycota; Eurotiomycetes; Eurotiales; Aspergillaceae
Product: ABC1 kinase family protein
Exons: 2
Coding region: 1-2052 (683 amino acids)
Biological process (GO): protein phosphorylation
Cellular component (GO): mitochondrion
Molecular function (GO): protein kinase activity; ATP binding
Source: RefSeq, a predicted model, not a curated record
AUGAGGGCGGCCGUACUCGCCGCCCGUUUGUGCUUGAAACACAAAAGUCUCCCCCUGCUCCGUCGAUUUCCUCAACAGUCAAUAUCACGACGUCUCAGCACAUCAUGGGCGCAGACUCCGAAACUCCCCCGGAGGGGAACCCUGCUCGUCGGGUUGGUGAUGGGGGCUCUGAGUCCGACCGCCUUCCUCAAGUUGGCCGAAGACACGAAGGACAAUGAGAAGACCGGGGAGAUGCAGAUGCUCGAGGUCUCGCGCGCAGAGAUCCGGAAGACAGUCCCGGCCGACGCGUACGGCCUCUCCAAGUUCUGUCACUCGGUGUAUGUCUUCUGGUAUUACUAUAUCUAUGAUCCAAUUGCGACGGGCGUCCGGUUUCUGCAUCUGGCCGUCAUUUUCAUUCCUGUCGUCGUGACGGUGCCCGCAAUAUGGCUGGGCCGCAGGGUUCGAACCAAAAAUGGAGCGCGCACGGGAACAAUUUGGUGGUAUAAGUUCCUGGUCAACGCAAUGGAGCGUGCAGGGCCUGCAUUUAUCAAGCUUGGACAAUGGGCUGCAUCGCGGACGGACAUCUUUUCUCCUGAAAUGUGUACUAUCAUGUCAUCACUCCAUUCACAUGCCCCCGCACAUUCUCUGCAUGAAACCAAACGCACCAUCCGAAAGGCCUUCAACGGCCUUCCCUUUGAAGACAUAUUCGAGGAGUUCCAAGAAGAACCCCUCGGGGUUGGGGCUAUUGCCCAAGUAUACAAAGCGAAGCUCAAGCCAAAUCUGGCUGCAACCAAUGACCACGAACUUGGGGAAGAGCCCGAGACGCUGAGCUCAAGGGUUCGCAAGAAUGUCGACGUGUUGGUGAAGAGUACACCGCAGCGAGUGCCGUCGUCCUACGUGGCGGUCAAAGUGCUCCAUCCCAAAGUCGAGCGGUUAAUUCGCCGAGAUCUGCGAAUCAUGUCGUUCUUUGCGUCGCUCAUCAAUACUAUCCCCACGAUGCAUUGGCUGUCUUUCCCCGAUGAGGUCCAGCAAUUCGGCGAGAUGAUGAAAUUACAACUGGAUCUUCGCAUCGAAGCGACAAACCUAGUCAUGUUCCGCCAGAAAUUCAGGUCUCGUACGACAGCCUGGUUCCCCUACCCCUACCUGGAGUACACGACGCGGGAGGUCCUUGUGGAGGAGUUUGCGCAAGGUAUCCCUCUAGCCACCUUCCUGGAAAUCGGAGGCGGUGUCUAUCAGCACGAGAUUGCUAACGAGGGUUUGGAUGCCUUCUUGCAUAUGCUGUUGAUCGACAACUUUGUUCACGCAGAUUUGCACCCGGGCAACAUCAUGGUUCGAUUCUAUAAGCCUAGUGAACUCGAUCUGUCGCUCCGCAAGCAUUCGCGUGCCACAGAUGCCCCGACUCGAGCGGAGGUGGAUGUGACCGAAGCAGUCCUGGCACGAUUACGACCGCAUACAGACAACGUCAAGCACUGGGAAGCCGCCCUCGCCCAGCUCAAUGAUGAAGGCUAUCGCCCACAAUUGAUCUUCAUCGACACCGGUCUCGUAACUGAGCUGAACGAUAAGAACCGCCGGAAUUUCUUGAGCCUAUUCCGCGCCAUCGCUGAAUUCGAUGGCUAUAGAGCCGGCGAGCUUAUGUGCGAGAGAUCUCGCACACCCGAAGAGGUCAUCGACCCGGAUAUCUUCGCCUUGAAGAUGCAACACCUCGUCUUGAGUAUCAAGUCCCGGACAUUUGCGUUGGGGAAUAUCAAGAUCGGCGACGUCCUUAGUGAAGUGUUGACCAUGGUUCGCGAUCAUCAUGUCCGAUUCGAGGGCGAUUUUGUCAACGUCGUCAUUUCCUGUCUCUUGUUGGAAGGCAUUGGACGCAGCCUUGACCCGAACCUAGAUCUCUUCAAGAGUGCGCUUCCUAUACUCCGACAACUGGGUUCUGGUGGCACAUUCUUGCAGACUGUUCGCUCGGGCGACACUUCCAUGCUCCGGGUUUGGGUGGGCUUGGAAGCUCGCGGGUUACUGCAGGCCAGUAUCGAGAGCGUCGAGCAGUGUGUCAAGUAUGACCAGUUGUCUCCGAACAUAUAA